Messenger RNA from Humulus lupulus (European hop), 954 nucleotides. RefSeq lists its product as uncharacterized. NCBI's taxonomy places the organism in Eukaryota, Viridiplantae, Streptophyta, Magnoliopsida, Rosales, Cannabaceae. The transcript has a single exon. The coding region runs from base 1 to 954 and encodes 317 amino acids. The record is from RefSeq and is a predicted model, not a curated record.
AUGGCAGACCUCUAUCGGAUCGAGCAGGGGGAGAAUGAACAUCCGAAGGCAUAUCUACAAAGUUUCAUUGACCUCGUAGAUCAAAUCCACGAUGUCGACCCGAUUACCGCAACCAAUCUCUUCGUGAAAAGCUUGCAGGUGGGAUCUCUCUUACACAAAAAUCUCACCAUGACACCGCCUUAUGACAUGGUUGAGGUCCAGACCCGAGCUGAGGGUGUCUUCAGGGUCCUAGAAUUUCGAGAGCGUGCACAAAAGAAAUCCGCACUUAUCUCUGCUCCACCAGCAAAUAACCCUCCACCACCUUCUAGAGAUGACAAGAGGAAGAGACACCAGACAGACCAUGCAAAGGAAGGUAAGAGGCCAAGACAGGACCGACAAUCACCGCGAUACCCUUCCUUCGAAUACACCGUCCCACAAGAAGUCAUUUACGAAGAAAAUAAAGAUAGACCUAUCUGGCAUGAGCCGUAUAAGAUUACCACUCCUCUAGACAAAAGGGAUAAAAAUAGAUACUGCCUCUUCCAUAAAGAUCACGGUCAUACGAUCACUGAAUGUCAUAACCUGAACAAUCAGAUCCAAGCCCUCAUGAGAAGUGGGAGGCUAACCCAGUACAUUAAGGAGGCAGGCAGACCCGGCACCUCGCAGCAUAAUCCUUCUUCUGCCCCAGCACCACAAGCAGCAGACCCCGUGCACACAGCCUCUGCAAUCCCACAAGAGCCUCUUAAGCAAGUCCCCAUGAUACAUGGGAUCGUGGAGCUCACUGAAAACCAAGAGCAUGCCACCAAAAUCCAUAAGAGGAUGGAGGAGCGGGUGAAGCGAUAUAGAUCAUUAGGCUACGCGGUCAAUCUUGUCACUUCAGAGGAUAGAAAUUAUCCAGCCUCUGCAAUCGCCUUUACUGACGAUGACCUGCAAAGAGUGCACCUACCCCAUGACGAUCCUCUCGUUAUUUCGUUAUAG